Molecule: messenger RNA, 2727 nt
Organism: Physella acuta
Lineage: Eukaryota; Metazoa; Mollusca; Gastropoda; Physidae
Source: RefSeq, a predicted model, not a curated record
CCCCUUUUCCACUUCCUCUAUAAUAAAAAAAAAGGCAAUAUCAAAGAUGGCAUCCUGUGCAAAGAGUAAUUCAAUUCUGGAUUCUCUAGCAGAUGACGAGAAAUAUACAAGAAAGGAGCAAACGUUUUUCGACUACUUGCUAAAAUCAAAUUAUUUAAAUAAACAGAUAGCUUCUUUAGCAAACCACUUUGUAAACUAUAUGGGAGAUAGGUGGUACGAACUACAAAAUAAACAAAAGGAUGCGCUUCUUGAUCUGCUAUUCGUUGAUGAUGACAUCCGCCUUUUAUACAACAGAACACUAUUGCUAAAAAAUGUUUCAAAAACUUCUUUUAAUGAUAAUUUAAAUGGUGUUUCAUCGGACCAUGACAGGACAGACUGUAACUAUUCACCAGAAACCUUCCCCCGCCUUUACAUUAAUUCUGGGCAAAAAAUAAAUGUAGAUUUUGAAAAUGAUCUCUGGACCUGGAGGGAUGAACAUUCUGGACCUUUUUCUUGGAUGUCUCGGAGCCAACAAGAUUUAACAUUGGCUGACCUUGACAGUGAGAAUGUUGGCAAACCUCAGCCCAAAUCUCAAAGGCUGGACCAGAGCCAGAGGUCAGUGCCCCAGUUUACAGAGCUGAGCAACUCGUGGACUACAGAUGUGCUGGAGAACUACAGGAAACAGCUGAGGGAUCUGACACCAAGUGGCUCCAUCCUGGCCUGGCAAAAAGCUGCUGAACCCGCAGUUUGUAGCAAGAAGAAAAGCUGGUCCAAGAAAGUGCUGGAGAGGGCCACUAGUGAGGCCAGGCUCCUGCACGAAGAGGAAGGUGAGGCACAUGAGGACAAUCAUCUGGUUGAGUGGUCCACCUUUGUGGGGGAGUCAGGCCAGCUAGCCCCAACAGACAUGAGCAUGGACCGCGGCCUGGAUGAGAGCAGGGCAGUGUGUCCAGUGGUACAGACCUCACCAGUAGCCAGUAGGACUGUGGUACAGACCUCACCAGUAGCCAGUAGGACUGUGGUACAGACCUCACCAGUAGCCAGUAGGACUGUGGUACAGACCUCACCAGUAGCCAGUAGGACUGUGGUACUCCCUUCCCCUGCUCAUAGUGACUGGUCCAUGGAGAGUAGCCCAGACCACAAUACUCAUCUGCUCAAAGGAAUGCAGUCACCUGUCCACCACAGACAAGAGGUCUUACACCUUGGUCCACCAGCAGAAGAAAUCUUGCGAGUUGAACUGGACAAGGAUCAAAGGACUCUCUCUACUGCUCUUGUGGCUGAUGGUGCCCCUGCUGAUGGUGCUGAUGAGAUGCCUACAACUGGCUUUGACUUUUUAGACAACUGGUAACUUUGUUGAGCCACAGGACACCGCACAUUUCAAUUGAGAGAGACCCUUCAACUCUAGUUUUAGUUUUCAAUUGAGAGAGACCCUUCAACUCUAGUUUUAGUUUUCAGUUAGAGAGAGACCUUUAAACUCUAGUUUAGUUUUCAGUUAGAGAGAGACCCUUCAACUCUAUUUAAUUAUGUCAGGGUUGCUAUCCUAAUAUAUAAAAGCCCAUGUGCGUACUUCUUUCUCUCUCUCUGCACAUGUCCCGAGGCUAUGAGAUCAGUAUCUUCAGCAAUAUAUGGAGAAUUUAAUGAUACACAGACUUUUAUUUUAAAAAUUUUGGAUGUAUUAAAUGUAUAAAUUAAAUGUUAUUUAAGGAAGGAAAUUAAAAAUAAAGGCAUAUUCAAAUGUAGAAACGCAUAAUUAAUUAUGCAACCGGAAAAGAGUAUGAUUUUAACCAGAACGCAAAAAAACUAUGAUGUCACAUGUUUAUGAUGUCACAUGUUUAAAUUAAAGAAAGUACACAACACUAAUGGCAGCAUCUUCCAAUUUUAGAAUAUGAAGAAAUGAACUAUUUCAUUCAAAUUUGAUUUAUAUCUACUUAUCAAGACAUAGGCCUAUUUUACGAAAUGUAUACAAUUUUCUUAGCCAAAAUUAAUACAAAUUACUAUUUAAAAAAAAAAUAAUAUCAUAUUGUCCAGGUUUUUUAUGGAAUUAUUGAAAUUAGUGCUUGCAUUUAAUAUGGUGUUGUGUUGAAACUAAUAGUUGCGUUUUAAUUUAUCUAAUAGGUAUUGGCAGCCUUUGUUAUUUUAAAUGUGUGGGUCUUUUAGUUAUUAAGUUGUUUCUUUGCUUUGUCACUAUCAUUUAGUUAAGCACAGUGUUUUGACCCUGCAGUAUUUUAUAAAUAAAUUUUUACAACCAAGUACAAGAGUAAAAAGUCCUGUAAUUCACGUGGGUACCACUGGCUACUGCGCUUUCUUCAUGCUGUGCAAAGUCAAUGAAUUGGCCAACCAAUACUACCACUUUCUUCAUGCUGUGCUAAGUCAAUGAAUUGGCCAACCUAUACUACCACUUUCUUCAUGCUGUGCUAAGUCAAUGAAUUGGCCAACCUAUACUACCACUUUCUUCAAUUCUGACAAAACAGUCAUUUCAAGAGAAUAAAGAAUCCAUGCCUGAAUGUACACUGCUAUUGAAUAGAGAUUCUAGAUCUAUAGGGACACAAUCAAGAAUAGUCUGAAAAUUAUUUCUUUUUAUUUUUUAAAUAAAUAUUGUUAUAAAAUGACUGAUUUUUGUUGGACAUAGCUAAAGGAUGGAUGUAAUCGAUGUUUUUAGUAUUUUCUGUAACUUAGCAAAAAAAAAAUGUAAUUGUAUACAUUUAUCCAUUCAUGGAGAUUGACAAUAAAAAUGGCUAAGCUUGAAAAAUU